Messenger RNA from Rhodofomes roseus, 809 nucleotides. RefSeq lists its product as uncharacterized. NCBI's taxonomy places the organism in Eukaryota, Fungi, Basidiomycota, Agaricomycetes, Polyporales, Fomitopsidaceae. The transcript is spliced from 4 exons. The coding region runs from base 68 to 637 and encodes 189 amino acids. The record is from RefSeq and is a predicted model, not a curated record.
AUCGGACGUUCUCGCGCUGUCGCCGUCAAGAAGUCGGUGCGCACGUGCGUUAUCGGCCGGUGGCUAAAUGGACCCCCCUCCUCCUCCUGAGUCCUCCUCCUCCUCCCUUACUAGGCGCUCUCGUGCGUCAUGCGCGCCUUAUAUGCCAACCACCACCUUGACCAUCACCGGUUCACCAUUCCCUGCCUUGACUAGUACUGCGAUUCAUGAAUCUGCGUGCGCAUACGCCCGCGUACGUCUCGUCCUACUGAUAUGCAAUACGGUUGUUGUGGUUGCUGUGAGUACUGGGAAUCUGUACUACGCACAAUGCACAAGCUGCUCUGCCCCCAGACCGAGACGACGACGAACGUAUUAUUACACUACAGUCGUAAUCGCGUCAACUGGGCGGUACCCAGGACAAAAUACAAAAUCGCCCUUACGUUGUCAAGUAAUGAAGGUGGCUGCAACGGGUUGGGUGCGCGAAGGCGAUCAUGCGCAAGUCGAGAAUGAGGGACUUACGAUGCGAGUGAGGCACCUAGGCAAUGGUGCAGCUUCCGCUGCCGCUACCGUUGGUGGUGUCGUAGUUGACGGGGACCUGCUCGGUCUCCUCGGGGACGGGGGUAGCGAUGUCGAAAAACGCGUCCAUUUGUGCUCGUAGGUGAGAGUGGGGGAUGGCUUAGAGCGUAGAAGCGGUGAGAGCUCGAGUGGUGUCUCGAAGACUGGACUUGCUCUGAACUGGCUGAGUCGCUGGUGUUCCGUGCUUCCCUCCACCGCAUUUAUACUGGGACUCCUCAGCGCACAACAAUAGCCGGGACUUUCGGGAUGCCUCG